AUGCGUCCUCUCAAACGAGCCGCACAUACGCGGCUGCCCCUGGGGUACCAGCCUGUUCGCUACCUUGCUUCGACCUCAUUACGCUCUGCAACACCCUCGGCCGAAGGAGCAUCCACGUCCCCAUCCGCGGCGGCGCCUCUGCCUUCCCUCCUGAUCGCCAACCGAGGCGAGAUCGCUCUGCGCAUCCACCGCACCGCGACGCGGAUGGGCAUUCCCACGACGACGCUCUACACAGCAGUGGAUGCAAGUGCGCAGCACGCCAAAGCCUCGCCUCGCAGCCUCGCCCUCGGCUCGUACCUCGACGGCGACCGCAUCAUUGACCUCGCCAAGAAGCACAACAUCCGUGCCCUGCACCCGGGCUACGGCUUCCUGUCGGAGAAUGCUGCCUUUGCAGAACGCUGUGCCGAGGCCGGCAUCACCUUUGUUGGCCCGCCUGGCAAGGCCAUGAACGACAUGGGCGACAAGGCCCGCAGCAAGGCCAUCAUGCUGGCCGCGGGCGUGCCCUGUGUGCCGGGCUACCACGGAACCGACCAGAGUCCCGAGCAGCUGGCUGCCCAUGCCGACGCUGUCGGCUACCCGGUCCUGCUCAAGAGUGUCCGCGGCGGCGGCGGCAAGGGCAUGCGGAUUGUCCACACGCCGGCCGACUUUGAGGCGCAGCUGCGCAGUGCACGUGCCGAGGCCAAGGCGAGCUUUGGCGAGGGCGGCGAGGUGAUGCUGGUGGAGCGAUACAUUGUGCGCCCGCGUCACGUCGAGGUGCAGGUGUUUGCUGACACGCAGGGUGGGUGCGUGGCGCUGGGCGAGCGCGACUGCAGCGUGCAGCGCCGUCACCAGAAGGUCCUGGAAGAGUCGCCGGCACCGGACCUGGACAACUCGCUGCGCCACGACCUCUGGGACAAGGCGCGCACGGCAGCUCUGGCGGUGGGGUACGUCGGUGCUGGCACGGUGGAGUUUAUUUUGGACCGAGACACGGACGAGUUCUUUUUCAUGGAGAUGAACACGCGCCUGCAGGUCGAGCACCCGGUCAGCGAGCUCGUCACGGGCACGGACCUGGUGGAGUGGCAGCUGCGCGUGGCGGCGGGCGAGCCGCUGCCCAUGACGCAGGACGAGAUCGAGGCCAAGAUCGACGCGCGGGGCCACGCCAUUGAGGCGCGCAUCUACGCCGAGAACCCCGAGAUGAACUUUAUGCCCGACUCGGGCAAGCUGGUGCAUCUGACGACGCCUCGGCCGCGGGCCAGCAACGACGAGGAGUCGGACCUGCGCAUCGACGCCGGCUUCGUGCAGGGCGACACCGUGUCCCAAGCAUACGACGGCAUGAUUGCCAAGCUGAUUGUGCGCGGCGAGGACCGCGCGCAGGCGAUCCGCAAGCUGGAGCUGGCGCUCGAGGAGUACGAGGUCGUGGGCCUGCACACGAACAUCGAGUUCCUCAAGCGGCUGUGCCGGUCCGAGGCCUUCCAGGCGGCCGACGUCGAAACGGGCUUCAUUGACAAGCACCGCGACACGCUCUUUGAGAAGCACGAGGUGGCCGAAGAGGUGUAUGUGCAGGCGGCGCUGGCCCUGUUGACGUCGGAGCAGAGCAGCUCGUCGCUGGGCGAGCCGCACGGCCAGCCGUUUGGCUUUGGUGACAUUCGCAGCGGCGGCACGUCAGAGCGCAGCUUUGCCUUUGCGGUUCUGGACGCGUAUAGCGACCGGACGGGCGACGUUGUCGAGGUGACUCUGACGCAGACGGCACGACAGCUGUACAACGCCCGCGUUUCCUGGAAGCCCGCAACCAAGCCCGUCGCCGGCGAAGGGCAGGUGUCGGGCGUCUCCACACGCGAGUUUGACGGCAUUGUGCUCGACGGCACGGCCUCUCGUCAGCCGACACCCGAGGCCACGACGACCAAGCUGACGUCGUUCUUCCCGCUGUCGCGCAUUGCGUCGACGGUGGUGCAGCAGCGCCCCGAGGGCCUGGAUGAGGGUCCCGUGCGCGUGACAGUGUUCCAGGGCGGCGCCAAGACGGACCUGGCCCUGGUGUCGCCCGGCUGGCACGCCAAGGUGCUCGGCUCGGACGCCAGCUCGGCGGCCGCGUCGGUCGUGGCGCCGAUGCCGUGCAAGAUUCUGCGCAACGAGGUGAGCGUGGGCCAGACAGUCGAGAAGGGCGCGCCGCUGGUGGUGAUUGAGUCGAUGAAGAUGGAGACGGUAAUCCGGUCGCCACAGGCGGGUGUGAUCAAGAAGCUGGCGCACAAGGAAGGCGAUAUCUGCAAGGCCGGCACGACGCUGGUGCUAUUUGAGGACCCGGAGGGUGGCGAGGACAAGGCAUAA
Messenger RNA from Sporothrix schenckii 1099-18, 2301 nucleotides. RefSeq names its product 3-methylcrotonyl-CoA carboxylase alpha subunit. The record is from RefSeq and is a predicted model, not a curated record. Gene Ontology annotation, cellular component: mitochondrion. Lineage: Eukaryota; Fungi; Ascomycota; Sordariomycetes; Ophiostomatales; Ophiostomataceae. The transcript has a single exon. Bases 1 to 2301 code for a protein of 766 amino acids. Gene Ontology annotation, molecular function: ATP binding; methylcrotonoyl-CoA carboxylase activity; metal ion binding.